AUGGCUACGGCCAGGGCGACCCUGGACGCCGCGGCGACGACCGUCAAAUCGAUGAAUAGCGACUUCACCAUCAGCGAACCAACCGCACCACUCGUCUCCGGGCUCAGCAAAGCGCAGAGCGCCGCGCAGCAGGCAAUCCGUGAUGAGUUGGCUAAGACGAGUCCCAACAUGAGCAUGAUUCAGCAGGUGUCGAUGCAGUGGACAGCCACCCCAAACCCCUUCUGGCACGACCUAUCAUCCCGCAAGGAGCCGAGCCUUGCUUUGCGGUGCUGGAUGGCUCAGGGCAAGGAGGUCGAGAAAUUCGACGGGGUAUGGAUGUUGCGCUCGUCUGCGGACGCCCAGAGAUGGAAGUGGAAGAAGCUAGGCAUGGCUCUUCCCGUCGAAACCGACUUAGUCUCCGAGGAGGCUCUCGAGGAAGCCACGCAGACGCUCUUGCCCUACGAUCCAAUCGACAUAUUCCAGUUGAAUCACGACGUAAGGAGCAUCAUAUUCGACUUCGUGGCCGGCGACCACGGCGUGAUCCGCCCCUUCACCCGCGGCAACGCCUACAAUCUGCCUAGCUGCAUCACUCUUCCUACCGGUGCCGUGCAAGCGGGCAGCCGUCAGUUCCGCCAGGAGACCCUUCUCGCGGUCCUCCGCACCACCACCCUGGAGAUCCACAACGGACCAGGAAACAAGAGGCUCCAGGACUGGCUUCGCUCGCUCCGCUUUGACGCGGUCAAAGACGAGAGCAACCGGGUCCGCAACGGCAACGGCUUCAACGCCAUCCAUCGCCUCUCGUUCCCGUACUUCUCACGAUUCCCGCACGCACGCCUGCCACCAGGAACAGUCAACAGCGACGUCGAACUCAUGCGGCGGAGCCCGGCGCUGCAGUACGUCAAGAUGCAAUGGGUGUCGCAGGAGCUACAGGAGAUAGACCCCACGACGGGAGCAUGGGUGGACAAGAGUGUCAGUGAGCUGAGGGAUGAGUAUCGUCUGCGAGGGAUGCUCGACUUGCGUGAUCUGAAAAGGAUUGUGUUUGUUGGACCGGCGAAGCUGGAUGGGUGGAUGGUCGAAGCCGGCUGGACGAACGGGCAUGGUGCGUUGGUGGCGCUGAAGAAGUGGUUUGAGGCGGAGUUUGCGCUGCGUGGGGCGAGUGUGCGGGUUGUGCUGGAGUAG
This is a messenger RNA of Saxophila tyrrhenica, 1158 nucleotides long. RefSeq lists its product as uncharacterized. Bases 1 to 1158 code for a protein of 385 amino acids. The record is from RefSeq and is a predicted model, not a curated record. Lineage: Eukaryota; Fungi; Ascomycota; Dothideomycetes; Mycosphaerellales; Extremaceae. The transcript is spliced from 2 exons.